This is a messenger RNA of Eublepharis macularius, 4458 nucleotides long. RefSeq names its product SUZ12 polycomb repressive complex 2 subunit (gene SUZ12). The record is from RefSeq and is a predicted model, not a curated record. Gene Ontology annotation, cellular component: ESC/E(Z) complex; nucleus. NCBI's taxonomy places the organism in Eukaryota, Metazoa, Chordata, Lepidosauria, Squamata, Eublepharidae. Bases 189 to 2501 code for a protein of 770 amino acids. The transcript is spliced from 16 exons. Gene Ontology annotation, molecular function: chromatin DNA binding.
AGGAGAGCGGAGCGGAGCGGAGCGGGCGGCGGAGAGGCUCCGAGCGCGGCGCCGCCACUUCCUCCUCCUCCUUCCUCCUCCUCCCCCUCCUCCGGCUCGCCCGCCCGCCUGCCCGCUCGGCCCCCGCCCCGGCCUGCGCGGCCCCCUCGGCCUGCCCCCUUCCCGCCCGGCGCGGCGCGGCGGCCCUCAUGGCCCCUCAGAAGCACGGCGGCGGAGGCGGAGGCGGCGCGGGGCCCAGCUCGGCGGCUCCUAGCGGCGGGGGAGGCGCCGUGGCCGCGGCUGCCACGGCGGGCGGAGGCGGCGGUUGCGGCGCGGGCGCGGGCUUCGGCGGCUCCACCUCGGCCGCCACCCCGGGCGGCAAAUCCGGCGGCGCCGUGGGAGGCGGCGGCGGCGGCGGCUCCUCGGGUGGCGGCGGCGGCGGCGGCGGCGGCUCCUCGGCCUGCUCCGCGGCUGCCGCCUCGGCCGCGGCCCUCCCGCCGGUGAAGAAGCCGAAGAUGGAGCAGAUCCAGGCCGACCACGAGCUCUUCCUCCAGGCCUUCGAGAAACCAACACAGAUAUAUAGAUUUCUACGUACGCGCAACCUUAUAGCUCCAAUAUUCUUGCACAGAACUCUCACUUACAUGUCCCAUAGAAACUCCCGAACAAAUAUCAAAAGGAAAACAUUCAAAGUAGAUGAGAUGUUGACAAAGGUAGAGAAAAUGAAGGGAGAACAUGAUUUGCAAAGUUUGUCUGCUCAUCUGCAACUCACCUUUACUGGUUUCUUCCAUAAAAAUGAUAAGCCAUUGCAAAACUCAGAAAAUGAACAAAAUUCUGUAACCCUGGAAGUACUACUUGUAAAAGUUUGCCACAAGAAACGAAAGGAUGUUAGUUGUCCAAUAAGGCAAGUUCCUACUGGUAAAAAGCAGGUACCUUUGAAUCCAGACCUCAACCAAAUGAAACCGGGCAGCUUUCCAUCACUUGCAGUUUCCAGCAAUGAGUUUGAACCCAGUAACAGCCAUAUGGUGAAGUCUUACUCAUUAUUAUUCAGAGUAACUCGUCCAGGAAGGAGAGAAUUUAAUGGAAUGAUUAAUGGGGAAACUAAUGAAAACAUUGAUGUUAACGAGGAGCUUCCAGCGAGAAGAAAACGCAAUUCUUCCAAUCGUGAAGAUGGGGAAAAGACUUUUGUAGCACAAAUGACCGUAUUUGAUAAAAACAGACGACUUCAGUUACUUGAUGGGGAGUAUGAAGUUGCCAUGCAAGAAAUGGAAGAGUGCCCUGUUAGCAAGAAAAGAGCAACAUGGGAAACAAUACUUGAUGGGAAGAGGCUGCCUCCGUUUGAAACAUUUUCUCAGGGACCAACACUCCAGUUUACCCUUCGAUGGACGGGGGAUGCAAGCGAUAAACCUACAGCUCCUAUUGCCAAGCCCCUGGCAACGCGGAAUUCAGAGAGUCUCCCUCAAGAAAAUAAGCCCAGUUCUGUGAAAACUGCUCAUACUAUAGCUGUGAAGGAGUCCUUGCCAUCAGAUCUGCAAACAAGGAGAGAGAGAGAUGUUUCAAAUGAGCCGCGGCAGAAACUGAGAAUAUUUUAUCAGUUUCUUUACAACAACAACACAAGGCAGCAGACUGAGGCGAGAGAUGACCUGCACUGCCCAUGGUGUACGUUGAACUGCCGCAAGCUGUACAGCUUACUCAAACAUCUCAAGCUUUGUCAUAGCAGGUUCAUUUUCAAUUAUGUAUAUCAUCCAAAAGGUGCUCGGAUAGAUGUUUCUAUCAACGAGUGUUAUGAUGGCUCCUAUGCAGGGAAUCCUCAGGAUAUUCAUCGCCAGCCUGGGUUUGCCUUCAGCCGUAAUGGGCCGGUCAAGCGGACUCCCAUUACGCAUAUCCUUGUGUGCAGACCAAAGCGUACAAAAGCCAGCAUGUCAGAAUUUCUUGAAUCAGAAGAUGGAGAAGUAGAGCAACAAAGGACAUACAGCAGUGGACACAAUCGGUUAUACUUCCACAGUGAUACAUGUUUACCUCUCCGUCCACAAGAAAUGGAAGUUGAUAGUGAAGAUGAAAAGGACCCUGAGUGGCUAAGGGAAAAAACGAUCACGCAAAUUGAAGAAUUUUCUGAUGUUAAUGAAGGAGAAAAAGAAGUCAUGAAAUUAUGGAAUCUUCAUGUUAUGAAGCACGGGUUUAUUGCUGACAAUCAAAUGAAUCAUGCCUGUAUGCUGUUUGUUGAAAAUUAUGGACACACAAUAAUUAAGAAGAACUUAUGUCGAAACUUCAUGCUUCAUCUGGUCAGCAUGCAUGACUUUAAUCUUAUCAGCAUAAUGUCAAUAGACAAAGCUGUUACUAAGCUUCGAGACAUGCAACAGAAGUUAGAAAAAGGAGAAUCUGCUGUUACUACAACAAUUGAGGAGCUUUGUGAAGAACAAACUGGGACAACUAACGGCUGCAGUGAAACUAGCAUUAGGGAGAAAGCUUCAGAAAUGGAUAGUACCUUGGGCAUGACCAAACCGAAUAGGAAACAGAAAAUCUGAAAGGAGGAUUGAAGGCCAUUCAAUGGACAUGUAUUGAAAUGAUGACAUUGUGAGAAGCAUGAACUCUGAGGAAUUGAGUAAGAGACACAGGUUCCUGGUGGGCACUGCUGGAAACAAAGGGUUUCAACAAGGGAUAGUGUGAAUAUGGUUCCUAUUGAGUUAAUUAUGCAAGUACUACAUGUAUAUCAGUUCUAGUGAUGUAAUGACAAUACUCAAAGUUUGAGCAUGAAGAGCAAUACAAUUUUUGGGAAUUUUAAUUAUGAACUGUACUGAAUUUACAUAACUUGAGUAUAUGUAAAACAGUUUUUAUAUAAAGAUUUUUUGCAUCUGUACUUGGCUGUCUUUCCUACCAUGGAGUUUAAAAAAUUGGGGAAGGAGAUUGGGACAGUUUAUGCUUUUAUACUUAAAUUCUUCAGGUUAUCUUUUUAUGGGAAAUAAUUUACCAUUCAAAGUUUAACUUGGAUCUCUUUUUUUGUUUUUAUUAAUGAGUGUCAACCUACAGCUUGCAAAUUUAAAAAACACAUUUCAAAACAUUCAGAUGUAACAUAGCACUUCUUGUUUCACGCCUGUUUGGAAAAAACCUUUGCUUUUUCUCAUUGCAGACACAGAGAAUAUCAUUUGAAUUGCCAGUAGAUUGAAAGAGUUUGUGGGUAUCUCUGAUCACUGAGUGUACUAGAUCAAAUCUUUAAUCUACUUCAGCAGAACUGCCUGGUAGGGUCUAGGCCUCUUUCAUGGCAUGGCAUCAUGUUAACACACCUAGAGGCUAUAGUAGGCAGUGUUUGGAUCUGUGCUUUUUUGCCUGUGUACAGUAUGGAGUUGAUUUGAAAUGGUUGGAUGCUACUUUUGAGGGGGAAAUGCACUGUAAAAUUGGACCAGAAAAUGUGUUGCACUUCUUAUGCAAGUAUUCUGUGAUGUAUUGCAUUCAAUACAGAUGCUAACUAAAUGGUUUUCCUGCAGUUUUGCGCUGCUGUGAACACAUUUUAUGCAUAUGUUUACAGAUCUUUCUUUUUUCCAAUGGAAAGUAGUUUCACAACUGGUAUAGUAUCAGCACCAAGGGUUUAUUCCAGCAAGCACUGUGGUUGAGUGACAUCACCUCAUUUUUUAUUAAGUAGUUCAUUUUUCAUAUUCUUUAUUUAUAAAGGAUAAAUUGUGUAAAUACCGGUAUUUCUAUUUUUUUUAUUUCAUUCCAUCACCAUGAGAAGGCAGUUCCCUAUUUUUUUUGGUUUUGGUUUUUUGUUUCAGUUUGGGGGCUGAGGGGAGGGGAAGAAGCUUUCUAGUGUGGGUUUUUUCCAGAAAUUUAUAAAAUUGUAAAUACUGACUUUGGUCCCUAAAGAUGUGUUUAACUGUGAGACUAUUUAACUAAUGGUGUGGAUGUGAUUUGUCAUCCAGUAUUAAGUUCUUAGUCACUGAUGUGUCAAUAGGAAAGAGGGAAACUGCAGCUUUCAUUAGACUUCUUGAUUUGCCUGCUCCGAGUGGUAGCAAACCCUAAUUACACCUUUGAAUAGCCGAUCAAGCAUUUCUCUUGGGCUUUAAUUUGCUAAAGCUGUGCACAUAUGUAAAAAAUAUAUUUUAGGAGAGACGGUAGUUCUAGAACUAUUGCUUACGUCACUUCUUAAGCAGUCACGCUGUUAAUGCUUAAAAGGAGGCUAGCGUUGUUUGCACAAAAAGUUGGUGACCCCCAAAAACUAGUAAUGAAAUUACUUCUGUCCAGUUAACUUUGUAAUGUCAUGUCAAUUUAUAAUAAAAGCUGAGAAUCCCUUUGUUUCUAUUUAUAAUAAAGAUGGAUUUUCUAUAUGUAUCCUUAAUAAGACUUUGAAGAAAUCAUGUAAACUGGGUGAACAUUUGAAUUGAACAGUAGAUAUAAAGAAACAAUUGUUUAAUGGACCUUUUUGUUUUUACAUUAAAUGUUUUAUUUGAAAUUGAAUUUUGUACAUAAAGUUCAAUAAUAUAAAAUCUG